AAAUGGUGAGGGAUCAUGGCGGCGACCGAGGAGCGGAUCCCGGAGGACAGAGGAGAAGAAGAAGAGGAAGAAGAAGAGGAAGCAGAGCAGUUGGUUCUGGUGGAGUUGUCGGGCAUUAUUGAUUCAGAGUUUCUAUCAAAAUGUGAAAAUAAAUGCAAGAUUUUGGGAAUUGACACUGAGAGGCCCAUUCUGCAAGUGGACAGCUAUGUCUUUGCUGGAGAGUAUGAAGACACUCUUGGGACCUGUGUUAUAUUUGAAGAAAAUGUUGAGCAAGGUGAUACAGAAGGCAGUGAUAAAACAGUGCUGAAAUAUAAAUGCCAUACAAUGAAGAAACUCAGCAUGACAAGAACUCUUUUGACAGAAAAGAAGGAAGGAGAAGAAAACAUAGGUGGUGUGGAAUGGCUGCAAAUCAAGGACAAUGAGUUCUCCUAUAGACCCAACAUGAUUUGUAGCUUUCUGCAUGAAAAUGAAGAUGACGACGUAACUCCAGCCUCAGAUAAAUCUUUGGAGUUGGAAGACCAAGAGAUUCCAACGAAAAAUAAUUCAAACCUGAGUUAUGAACAAGAGAAAUCACUGAACUUGGAAGUAGAGAAUUCUGGUCCUCUAAUUGAUAUCCCUUCUUCUGAGACAGAAGGUUAUGUUUUUAUGGAAACUCAAGAUACUGUCUAGGAAAUCACUCCUAGAUGAAAUGUUUCUCAUUAUAACUAAUAAUGAACUUUUUGGAAUUUUUAUAUAAAAUAAUUGUGUAGCUUUCAGUUCACUCUAUUACUGGUUUUGUUGACUAUACGUGCAUUUCUGAUUAUAGCACAGUUUCAUAUACUAGAGUUGUUAAGGACCAGAUAUGAAUUGAAUUUUUAAAAAUCUGGUAUAAAUGACUAUAGGGACCCUUCUUUAAAUUUCUUUAAAUUGGAAGUUUUAUUAAGGUAAGUAUAUAAGUUUUUUUUAUUGCAUCCGUCACAAAUUACUACAAAUUUAGUGGCUUAAAAUGAUACAAAUGUAUUAUUAUAUAGUUUUGUAAAUCAGCUAUCUGACACGGGCUGGGCUAAAAUCAAGAUGUUGGCAGGACUUCAUUCCUUUCUGAAGGUUGAGGGAUAGGGGAGGCUGUUUCCUUGUUCAUUUAGUUGUUGGCAGAUUUCAACUCUUUGCCAUUGAUGGAUCAGUGUCCCAUUUUCUUGCUGUCAUCUGAGGGCCAUUUCCAGCUUCUAGAGGCUGCCUGCAUUCUUUGGCUUAGGGUCCUCUUCUCUUUAAAGCUGGUAAAUCUCUUGCUUCUUUUGCUUCAUCCUAUCUCUGACCCACCUUGCUAAUUACCUGACCCAGUAUCUGUUCUUUCCCUAAUUCUAAUCCGAGAAUUAUUAGUGUGUAUUCAUAUAUGUUAUCCAUAGCAUAUCCAUAUAUGUGUAAAUAUGUGGCCGUAUGACUAAGUUCUGGCCAGUGAUACGGAAUUAUAAGUGUUGAGUGAUGGAUGCUUCUGGAAAGUUUCCUUAAACUUUAAGGCAUAAAGAGAGAUGGGCCAGUUCAACUUCUCUUUUUUUUUCUGCUGGAACAAGGUGGCUAGAGCUUCAGCAGGCUUUUUGGACUGUAAAGAAACUUUGGAAAUAGAAGCCAUGAGUGGCAGAGCAACAAGAUAGAAGUUUGGAUCCUGAUGUGAUGCUGCCCUGGACUGCUAGGAAUAAAGAUUAAUAACUCUUUUCUUUUUUCCCCA
Lontra canadensis (Northern American river otter) is the source of this 1702-nucleotide messenger RNA. RefSeq names its product general transcription factor IIIC subunit 6 (gene GTF3C6). Gene Ontology annotation, biological process: transcription by RNA polymerase III. The record is from RefSeq and is a predicted model, not a curated record. Lineage: Eukaryota; Metazoa; Chordata; Mammalia; Carnivora; Mustelidae. Bases 16 to 669 code for a protein of 217 amino acids. Gene Ontology annotation, cellular component: transcription factor TFIIIC complex. The transcript has 6 exons.